ACGGAAGUGAGCACGGCCAGAGCGGGAAAGGAGUGAAUCGUGUGCGCUUCUCACUAAGAAAUCAAAGUCAAAUUAUUGCCUAAUGUCUUGUUAACAUACACCCGUGGUUUUGCGUUGCACAUCAAAAAAGACUGUCUGGAUUGUAUACUUAAUGUGCGCCGUCCAAAAGACAAGGAAAAGUGUUUUAAGCUAAGUUGUUAUAAGUGUGAUCAAAAAGAACCAUGCACGCGUUUUUAAAAGGAGCCACUGUUCAGAGCACUAAACCACAGAAAGAAAAGGCAACAGCCGGACCCAGUGGAGAGAAGAAGCCAAAGGCUCUGCCCUGGGUGGAGAAAUAUAGGCCAAAAUGUGUGGAUGAUGUGGCCUUUCAGGAGGAGGUGGUCGCAGUGCUCAAGAAGUCUCUGGAGGGAGCAGAUCUUCCCAACCUGCUCUUCUACGGCCCGCCAGGAACAGGAAAGACCUCCACUAUCCUGGCUGCUGCAAGAGAACUGUUUGGUCCCGAGCUGUACAGACAGAGGGUGCUAGAGCUGAAUGCCUCAGAUGAGAGAGGGAUCCAGGUGGUCAGGGAGAAGGUGAAGAACUUUGCUCAGCUCACAGUGGCUGGGUCUCGAUCAGAUGGGAAGCCUUGUCCUCCUUUUAAAAUCAUCAUUCUGGACGAGGCAGACUCUAUGACCGCUCCAGCUCAGGCGGCGCUCAGAAGAACCAUGGAGAAGGAGAGCCGCACCACUCGCUUCUGCCUCAUCUGUAACUACAUCAGCAGGAUUAUUGAGCCGCUGACCUCCAGAUGUUCCAAAUUUCGAUUCAAGCCUUUAGCCAAUCAGAUCCAACAUCAGAGACUGCUGGACAUUUGUGAGAAAGAGAACUUGAAAUACACCAAUGAGAGCAUUGAAGCCCUGGUUAGAGUGUCCGAGGGAGACUUGAGGAAAGCCAUCACGUACCUCCAGAGCGCUGCACGCCUCAACACCGACAAAGAGAUCACAGAGAAGGCUGUCGUUGAAAUAGCAGGGGUGGUCCCUACGAAAAUGAUUGACAACUUGCUUGAGAUCUGCUUCAAAGGAACAUUUGAGAAACUAGAGGUUGCAGUCAAAAACAUUGUGGAUGAGGGCUACGCUGCUACACAGAUCCUGGGGCAGCUCCAUGAAGCCAUUAUAGAACGAGACAUCAGUGACAAGCAGAAGUCAGCCAUCACUGAGAAGACGGCUGUGGUGGAUAAGUGCCUGGCAGAUGGAGCAGAUGAGUACCUGCAGAUGCUGAGCCUGUGUUCUGUCAUCAUGGAACAAGCUGAAAAGAAUAACUAAAGCAAAUGUAUGCAGUUCUAUCGACCCCAACAACCACAAUAACAACAUGCUGAACUACUGGCCUUACCAAAGGAUUAGAGUUCAAUAGAAUGUACAGAUUUUAAUGGACGAAUAAA
Periophthalmus magnuspinnatus is the source of this 1414-nucleotide messenger RNA. RefSeq names its product replication factor C (activator 1) 4 (gene rfc4). Gene Ontology annotation, molecular function: DNA clamp loader activity; ATP binding; DNA binding. Gene Ontology annotation, cellular component: nucleus; DNA replication factor C complex. Lineage: Eukaryota; Metazoa; Chordata; Actinopteri; Gobiiformes; Gobiidae. The transcript is spliced from 11 exons. Gene Ontology annotation, biological process: DNA repair; DNA-templated DNA replication. The coding region runs from base 222 to 1298 and encodes 358 amino acids. The record is from RefSeq and is a predicted model, not a curated record.